Caenorhabditis angaria is the source of this 300-nucleotide messenger RNA. The record is from the annotation of a GenBank genome assembly. Lineage: Eukaryota; Metazoa; Nematoda; Chromadorea; Rhabditida; Rhabditidae.
AUGAGAAUUCUAAUUUUUCUGUUGAUUGUAUUAUUUCUGGUGUCUGUGAAUUCGAGCUCUUCCUCUUCUUCAGGAUCUUCUUCGAAAUCCAACUCAAGGAGCUCGUCAGAGUGAGUAGGAGGAGAUUGUGCAUUUUUGGGAAAAGAGGGAAAUUGUGAAUGAGAAUUUGGAUUUUCCAGAGAGACUAAAACAAAAGGCUCAACUGGAGGAAAUGGUGGAAAAUCAGGGGCAGGUGGUGGAUUGGCGGACAAAAUAAAAACAGGCAUAAAUAAUACUAUACCAGUCGCAGGAAAAAAAUAA